CAGCCCGCCGCCUCCCGCCCGUCCGAGCGCCGCGGCCACCUGCCUGCUCACCGAUGGAGCUGGACCACAUGACGAGCGGCGGCCUCCACGCCUACCCCGGGCCGCGGGGCGGGCCGGCCGCCAAGCCCAACGUGAUCCUGCAGAUCGGUAAGUGCCGGGCCGAGAUGCUGGAGCACGUGCGGAGGACGCACCGGCACCUGCUGACCGAGGUGUCCAAGCAGGUGGAGCGGGAGCUGAAGGGGCUGCACCGCUCGGUGGGCAAGCUGGAGAGCAACCUGGACGGCUACGUGCCCACCGGCGACUCGCAGCGCUGGAAGAAGUCCAUCAAGGCCUGCCUGUGCCGCUGCCAGGAGACCAUCGCCAACCUGGAGCGCUGGGUCAAGCGGGAGAUGCACGUGUGGCGGGAGGUCUUCUACCGGCUGGAGAGGUGGGCCGACCGCCUGGAGUCCAUGGGCGGCAAGUACCCGGUGGGCAGCGAGCCGGCCCGCCACACCGUGUCCGUGGGCGUCGGGGGUCCCGAGAGCUACUGCCACGACGCCGAUGGCUACGACUACACGGUCAGCCCCUACGCCAUCACCCCGCCCCCGGCCUCCGGCGAGCUGCCCGGGCAGGAGGCCGUGGAGGCCCAGCAGUACCCGCCCUGGGCGCCCGGCGAGGACGGGCAGCCCAGCCCCGGUGUGGACACGCAGAUCUUCGAGGACCCGAGGGAGUUCCUCAGCCACCUGGAGGAGUACCUGCGACAGGUGGGCGGCUCCGAGGAGUACUGGCUGUCCCAAAUCCAGAACCACAUGAACGGGCCGGCCAAGAAGUGGUGGGAGUUCAAGCAGGGCUCCGUGAAGAACUGGGUGGAGUUCAAGAAGGAAUUCCUGCAGUACAGCGAGGGCACGCUGUCGCGGGAGGCCAUCCAGCGCGAGCUGGACCUGCCGCAGAAGCAGGGGGAGCCGCUGGACCAGUUCCUGUGGCGCAAGCGGGACCUCUACCAGACGCUGUACGUGGACGCCGAGGAGGAGGAGAUCAUCCACACCAGUGAUUCACACCAGCCUGGAAAAGGAUCGGCUGGGCUCGAUGACUCACCCACGGCAGGCGGAGGGUCCCACGGGGCCCGAACCCUCACACUCAGCUGAGGAGCCGGGAGAGUGACGACAGGUCCUGAGGCUCCCACAGCGCCUCUGCCGCCCGCCAGGCACGCCCCGCCCUCUCGUCCCCGAGCCUCCUGCGCCGGAGGAGGGGACGCUGAGGUCAGCGAGCGGGGCUGCGGAGAGGACAGCGCGGCGGAGAGCUGGUGCUGGAGACGGGCCAGCGUGAGGGCCCGGGCCUGCCGCUCGGCCUGCCCCGCUGGCCACCAGCCUGCCCGCCCCCGGGUCCGCAGCGGCUGGAGCCGGCCUUGCUCCAGCCCAGGACCCCCCCCCCCCGCCAUCGCCCUUCCUGCGGUGGCCGUCCUCUCCCACCAGAGCUUUCCAGAAGCUCUGACGCCGAGGCCCCAGCCCUGCGAGGUCCCAGCCCCUGGGGCGUAAGCGGGCUCUCGGCCAGGCCCCGCCGUUGCCGGGGCCCAGACCCCCACCUCCCCAGACAGCAGCACCCCGGUGCCCACCGGCCACUCGCGUCUGCAGCGCCUGCAGCCCCAUCAGGCCCUGGCUGGGGUUCUCCUUUCCGCCUGUCUAGUGGGGGUUCCCGGGUUCAGAAGACUGAUGUCUGCAGGUGAUGCUGUCCGCGCCGCCACCCCGCACCCCUGCCAGCCCCCAGAUCUUAUUUUUGCACAUAAGCCAUAACCCAUACUCACGAGCUGGCAUGGGCUGCAGGGAGCCCCGGGGUCCUCAGGAGGGUGUGGCCAGCCCUCCCUGUCCCCAGUGGAUCAGGCCUUGAUGUCAGGCCAAGCUGUGUGCGUGUCCCCCCCUCCCCCCCCCUCGCCACCUUACCUGAAGACAGACUUUU
Molecule: messenger RNA, 1932 nt
Organism: Hyaena hyaena (striped hyena)
Lineage: Eukaryota; Metazoa; Chordata; Mammalia; Carnivora; Hyaenidae
Gene: ARC
Product: activity regulated cytoskeleton associated protein
Exons: 3
Coding region: 54-1124 (356 amino acids)
Biological process (GO): positive regulation of AMPA receptor activity; modulation of chemical synaptic transmission
Molecular function (GO): mRNA binding
Source: RefSeq, a predicted model, not a curated record